Messenger RNA from Diospyros lotus (date-plum), 2069 nucleotides. RefSeq names its product protein BASIC PENTACYSTEINE6. The transcript is spliced from 5 exons. Gene Ontology annotation, molecular function: DNA-binding transcription factor activity; sequence-specific DNA binding. NCBI's taxonomy places the organism in Eukaryota, Viridiplantae, Streptophyta, Magnoliopsida, Ericales, Ebenaceae. Gene Ontology annotation, biological process: response to ethylene. The record is from RefSeq and is a predicted model, not a curated record. Gene Ontology annotation, cellular component: nucleus. The coding region runs from base 500 to 1465 and encodes 321 amino acids.
AAAGGAAGAAAAGGGAAAAGAUGGUGACUGGUAAGCAACAAACGAAAUGAAUGAAGUCCUCUUUGUCUCUCCCUUCCUUCCAUCGUUCUCCAAAGCCUCUUCCCAUCUCCGAUUUAGGGUUUUGACUCUCUCUUUCGGCGCUCACGUUUUCACGAUUUGAUUGGAAGAGCUCGGUUCCGGCGAGAUUCCGGCAGUUGUAAUUGUUCUUUGCGUUGUUUCGGACUUUGAUUUUGGAUGUUUGUUGAUGUUUUUCGCUUUGCAUAUGAAGGUAGCGGUGGUUGGGUUGGCACUUUUGGUGGAGCGCUAUGGAACCUGCUAGUCCUUGACGGUGGAAUUUGGAUAUUGAAGAUUACAUUGUUAGUUGAUGGAUUCUCUUAAUCCUAUGAAUGGAUUUAUGCACAAGUCUUUUACACACAGAAGAUUAUCAGAGGGAAUGAGUCUCUUCUUUUGAACUCCACCUGCUAAGAGGUCCGUAGGUUGAAACUACUGUGGAGCUCCAAUGGAUGAUAGUGGGCAUCGGGAAAAUGGAAGACACAAACCACCUCAGGGUCAGUGGUUCAUGCAGCAUCAGCCAUCUAUGAAGCAGAUAAUGACCAUCAUGGCUGAAAGAGAUGCGGCUAUUCAAGAAAGAAAUCUUGCUAUUUCUGAGAAAAAAACAGCAUUGGCAGAGAGAGAUGUGGCAAUCCUGCAGCGCGAUUCAGCAAUUGCAGAACGAAAUAGUGCCAUUAUGGAACGAGACAAUGCCCUUGCAACUCUUCAAUAUCGGGAAAAUGCAAUGAAUAGUGGUAACAUGUCCCCAUGUCCUCCCGGAUGCCAAAUCUCGCGUGGGGUGAAGCACGUGCACCACCCACAGCAGCAUGUACACCAUCAGCUCCACAUGGAUGACACUUCGUAUAAUUCAAGAGAUAUGCACACAAGUGAUGGCCUUCCAGUGUCACCAGUUGCAGCAGAGCCUGUCAAGUCUAGGCGAAACAAAAGAACAAAAGAGGCCAAGGCAAUUGCAUCGGAGAAAAAACCUUCCAAAUCUAUCAAAAAAGCUAAGAGAGACGGGGAGGACUUGAAUAAGAUGAUGUUCAGCAGAUCUCAUGAACGAAAGGCUGGACAGGAUGUGGGUGCAUCAAAGCCUGACUGGAAGGAUCAGAACCUGGGAUUGAAUCAGGUUGCAUUUGAUGAGUCCACCAUGCCAGUGCCUGUUUGUUCAUGCACUGGUAUGCUGCGGCCAUGCUACAAAUGGGGAAAUGGGGGUUGGCAAUCUGCAUGCUGCACUACCACCAUGUCAAUGUAUCCACUGCCACAAGUGCCUAACAAACGUCAUGCACGUGUCGGUGGAAGAAAGAUGAGUGGGAGUGCAUUUACGAAACUGCUUAGUCGUCUUGCAGCUGAAGGGCGCGAUCUCUCUAGUCCAGUAGAUCUCAAGGACCAUUGGGCAAAGCAUGGAACAAAUCGCUACAUCACUAUCAAGUAGAAGGUGAGAAAUCUAAGAUGACGAAGGAAAGAUGAAAUGUGGAUUACCACUUUCAGGUAGGCAGGUAUGGCUAUCGACUCUUUUCUAGUCAUUUGGAAAAGAAACGAUCUCAAUUAUCGACCUAAUAGCAACUGUGGAAUAAAAGACAGCCAGCCAGCCAUUCACUUACCUAUUGAGCAAAUCUUUUGAGACUCCCUCUCCAUAUGCUCCUUUUGCAUCCGGACUUCACCUAGUUAUCCUUUGCCUUCUAUUCAUCUGGCUGUUCUGUCAUGCUGUUGGUUUUGCAGUAGUUGAAUGUAGUGAACCUGGAAGACUCUACCAAUGGAACUAAAGAUAAUUGUAAAGUGGGUAGUAUUUUCAAUCUGUUGGUGUACUAGUGUUAAUUUAUGAAGGGGGAGGGUUGUUUAGACCUUUCAACCCAAAACUGUUGCCAUUUCUGGAUUGUAACUCAUCUUAUCUCAGUACUAUAGGUACCAUGACCCAACAGCUGUUUGUAGAUGUAAGGAAGGAAUAUCUAUAGGCUGUGAGCCUGCCUUAUGUUGGUAUGAUCCAUUCUGUAUUAAUCUUGGCCAAUGAACUUGUCAGAUUAUCUUGUUUUUGUGUA